Messenger RNA from Mugil cephalus (flathead mullet), 2433 nucleotides. RefSeq names its product protein AMBP-like. The record is from RefSeq and is a predicted model, not a curated record. The coding region runs from base 619 to 1191 and encodes 190 amino acids. Gene Ontology annotation, cellular component: plasma membrane; cell surface. Gene Ontology annotation, molecular function: serine-type endopeptidase inhibitor activity. Lineage: Eukaryota; Metazoa; Chordata; Actinopteri; Mugiliformes; Mugilidae. The transcript has 9 exons.
UUCUGCUGGUGCACUAGAAAUGAAAGCUAGCCUACGCUGUGAUGCGGAUAUCAGCAUACCAAGAGAAAUUAGAUUUAACAACUUGGUACAGGAACAUGUUCGAUGUUCUGUGGUGGUAUCAAAACGACAGAAAGCAACGCAGCCCCUUAGUUAAAUGCUAACAUGUAUUGAUUGAUUGGUUGCUUGCUUUAGCUCCAAAUGCUGAAGUCCAGUGAAUCAUUUGAGACUGUUUGCACCAUCCAACACAUGUGUACACGCAGGGACAGAUAAAGCGAUAAUCAGAACUUUACUCUUUCAGAUUCUGCAAACAUACGUAUACAGGGUGUUGGUUUGACCCAGAAAGGUUGGCAGAGUGUAGAAGGACUGUCGGAGGACGGCAUAGUGUCCUCUACAUUCUCAGAGACGGGGUGCAGUUUUCAGUUUCAGUUUACAGGAUGCACAGAGUGGUGAGUCUGGUGUCUGUGCUGGUCCUGGGGUCAGCCUGGAGCCUCCAGGGGGCCCCUACCCUGCCAGAAACUCUUAUCCUCCCACAGGAGAGCUUUGAUCUCGAAAAGCCCCUAAGAUUGUUGCACACGUAAUUGACUGGAUGUGCAGUCAUUAAGUUCUCGUUUCCAGUUCAUGGGGAAGUGGUAUGAGGUGGCGGUGGUCUCCACGUGCCCUCACUAUAUGCACCGCAAGAGAGGAAACCCUAUCACUGUUGCACUGGAGCUGAAGCAUGUCAUUUCUGAGGACAACUUCACAAUGACAUCUACUACUCUCAGGAACGGUUCUUGUAAGGAGUCGUCCACACGUUACAGUUUGACCACCAUUCCAGGACGAUUCUUCCAUCAUGUGGCAAGGUUUGGGGCAGAUGUUUAUUCCUUUGUGGUGGAUACCAACUACGACGAGUACGCCAUGUUGAUCCAGCUAGGCACAGAGAAACCAUCAGGAAAUAAAACCACCACGGUCAAGCUCUAUAGUCGGACUGUAGAUGUGGGUGCUCCUGUGCUGCAGGACUUUAAAACUGUGGCCAAGCAACACGGAAUGAGCGAGGAUACUGUUAUUAUGAAUCAGUACAAAGGUGAGUGUGUACCAGUCGAAGGGAUGACAGAGACGACGACUCAGCCUCAGCCUCCAGUUUCUAAGAGGUCAAAAAGAAACGUGGAGCCCCCUAGGAUUCCUGCACAAGGAGAAUAUGCUGGUAUUAUUUGACCAGUUAUGGCUGAGAGAUCAUGUGGAAAAACUGAAGAGGAGGAUCGAGACACAAACAUUUUUUUUAUUAUUAUUAUUUUUUUUUUCAGUUUUUUUUUCACGCUUAAAAUUUUACACAAUCUCAAAUAUCAUGAAUAUUUGUGGAAAAAUCUUUUUGUGUGUUUCAAAAGGUGUGACUGCAUUAGACAGACACAAACAAAUACAAAUUAGAUUUAUUUUGUUCAUUGUUUACAAGAAAAAUUAACAAAAUUAAAUUCUUGACGGUUUCAAUACAAUACGUCAGUUCUCAACAUCGUCAGUAUCAAAGUCCACAAAUAACAGGGAAUGUGUUCAAAAGUGAACAAAAAAUAAAUAAACCAUCACAUCAUCAAGUUAAUAUUUAGUAGUCCUGCCAUUAACAGCAGUAGAGCUCUAAUCCUGGCUGCCAUGUUCUCCACAAGCCUUUCACACUGUUGAGGGGUAAUCUUGUCCAAUUCUAAUUUAAUUGAAUUCCUGUAAAUUCUUCAGUUUGCGCUUUGAAACAGACCUUUUGAUAAUCCACCACAGAUUUUCAUUGGGGAUCAUGUCCGGGGAUUUAGCUGGCCACUCUAAGACCUGGAUUCUGUGCUCCUGCAGCCAAGUUCUAUUGGCCCUGGAUGUGUGGCAAGAGGGGCAUUAUUUCUGGUGUUCUGGCGGCAGCUGUACCCUUCCUGUAUGAGAAUCUGUAUCUUCAGGCGUGUUUCCUGCGUUAGGUUCCUUGUUUUAGCUAUUUUUGUAUCUGAAGAACUGUCAAAUGUACUGGCUUUAUAUAGCACGGCAACAGAAAAAUGUGACUUUUAAUUAAAAGCACGACCUUCAUUGGUGGUGAGUACCAAAAUGACCCAAUACUCAAAAUAUAUUAUGUAUUUUUAUGGAACCAAUUAAUUUUAAGUUUUUAAUGGCUGUUUAGGGCUGUUAGUAUUUUGUCUGUGACUGUACUAAGAGAAAUUGCACUUGAAGACCUAAGAGUGAUUAAUGCAAUAUUUCAGAACUGCAUGGGGAGUCUGAAAUUUUUUUUCCACCACUGUAUAUAUAUAUCCCUCACGUCUCUCGUCUCCCAGCCCACUGCUUCCUGUCUGUCUCCACUGCUACCUACCAAAAAUAAGGGCAUGAAAGAAGGCUGAAAUAAUAUCUGACAGAAAUAAUAGCGCUGAUUUUUUUAUAAAUGUAAGUCUUGUCACUUUACUCAAGUCAAAAUGAAAUAAAACUGUAGGGGAAAACAUG